GAUUAAAUUAUUUCAAAUUUAUUUUAUAUUCCACUAAGUACAUUAGCAAAAUAAAAGAAAGACAAAUGAUGAAGAAUUAUAUGUACCUGGUGAUCGUUCCAAACAUCCCUUGAACGAUGGUUGGGUUGGUCGUACAAGUCAGUAGGAUCAAUAGGUCCUUGAUCCAAAUAAUAGCGUUGGUUGUAUAUAUCCACGUCGUCCCCAACCUACGAUAGAAUAACAACAAGGUUAGUACAUAUAAUAAUUAAAAAGCUUAUAAACACAACAAAAAUUGACCAGAAUAAUGAGUACGUACCGCUUGAAAUUCAUCAUAAUAAACUCCCUCUCCUUGGAACCACUUGUCCAUUUUUUCGCGAAAGUCGGACAUAAAUUCGGCGGGUUUUGAGGGAAAAACCAAAGAAAUGUUUUCUGAUGGCAGAUCGGACUUAGCCGCAACCAACAGGCCACUAAUUCCUAGGCUUUUGGGAGGGGAGGGGAUAGAGAGAUAAUUUUAGAGAGAGAGAGAGUGAGAAUGGGUUGUGGUGUGAAGAAAUGAGAGGGGGUAUUUAUACUAUUCAGACUGCACCCUCUAGGUGCGGUCUGAUAAUUUUGCACUCAAUGAAACCGCACCCUUCGGAUGCAUUUUCCGUUUCUCGAGGCGCUGACCGCACCUGCCAGCUGGGGUCUUCGAUCCAUGGCGCGGAUCGCUGAGGUGGCAUGCGGUCUGCCGUUUGAUCGCUGCCUUAUCCAAGGGUCUUGAAGGCCGCUCCGGAGGAAACACAAAUCGCUGCUUCCUAGCGUGGUUCCUUGGCUGACCUGGCACGGACCGCAUCUCCAAGGUGUUGUUUCAUAAAAAUGGUGCUAUUUUUGUAAUUUUUAUGGGCUGGGUGUUUUUUUAUGAUUUUUUUAAAAGAUGCUAUUAUUGGAAAAAUCCCCAAUAAUAAUCCAUUAAUCACUCACGUCUCUUUUUCUUCCUGCCGCUUGGCAUGAUAUAUACCCAAAUCAUUUGGUAAAUCUAUUAUAAUAAAAGUGGAAAAGUCCAAACAGCUCAGCCGUGGUCUGCGGAGAAGCCAGGAAAAGUGAAAUUAAGGGUGUUCCAAGGAGAACCUCCUUAUAGUAAUGUUUGAUUGACCACACAUUACUAGUUCUAAUCUAAAGAUUAAUAUAAAACAAAGGAAUUGAACCUACAGUUGGGAGUACUGCUUGAAUAUGCUACAUCACUUGUCGUUAGGCCUGUCGGUUCGGUUCGGGUCGGGUAACCGAACCCGAAAACCGUGAAAAACCAAAAACCCGAACCCGAACCCGAUCCCCCACAACCAGAAACCGAAACCGAAUUGUGCUUUGUGGGUUUCGGGUGCUGGAACCCGAAAUUUGUGCUGGCGGGCUUGGUUCGGUUCGGGUGAAACCAUGACCGAAAAGAGAACGGAGCUUUUGAGUUACGACAGUGGGAAGUAGAGUAAAGGGAGAAAGGAAGGUGGGUUCAUUCUCUAGCACCAGAAAAGCUUACCUUCUGGAGUUGGGACGUUGGACGGAAGCCGACGACUGCAGUCUGAGCAGAUGACGAAGGCGAGGCGGCGGCCGGCGGAUUACGACUCGAAUCUGCAAAUUUUAGGGUUUAGUCUUCGUUUCAACAGAACAGACAGAAGACUAAGGCGGCUGAGAUUGAUGACUGACAGAGCACUGCGAUGGGCGGCGAAGCGAGGAAGGCGAGGCGGCGGCCGGCGAGGAAGAGGGAAUUGGGGUUUCGUCAGGUGUUGACUGAUGAAAUAGAGAUCGAGAUUGGAGAUUGCAGAAUGCAGAGCAGACGAAGGAGAAGGACGCCUCCACCAACAACAAAUCUGUCACAGAGAAGCUCUCCGUCGACCAAAAUUCCACUGGAACCUUGACGCUAGGGUUCUACUUAUUUCCCCUCUCCCCGCCGAGGUUGGGUUCUGUUGUUCCAAUAUGCUCGACGCCAGCAUUCUGCUUCUUUCCCCUCUCCCCACCACAAUUCUCCUCUGUCGCAAUUCGCAAGGAGAUACCCGAACCCUAAGAGCUUUCGGGUUUUUCGGGUUUUAAUUGGUUUUCGGGUUACAGAAAAACCGGAACCGCUAACUGUUGCUUCGGUUUGAAACCGAAAACCCGAAACCCGACUUCAGUGUUUUCGGUUCGGAUUCGGUUUAACCCGAAAACCCGAAACCGGUUGGACAGGUCUACUUGUCGUUUACAAUCCGACACAUGAGCUAUCAUCAUGCUAACCUUAUACUAUCCUAGCCUUUAGAGAUUAGUACCAUGCUAAUUUUACAGAGGUUAGCACCAUGCUAACUAUAUUUCUAACCACACAUUAAUAGAUCUAAUCUUAUCGU
Linum trigynum is the source of this 2324-nucleotide messenger RNA. Lineage: Eukaryota; Viridiplantae; Streptophyta; Magnoliopsida; Malpighiales; Linaceae. The record is from the annotation of a GenBank genome assembly.